AUGCGCGCCUAUUGGUACGAUAAUCAAGCUGGCGACCAGCGUCUUCCCCACGACUCUGGCCGCAGCGUCGACCCCCAGUACCUCUCCAACUUAGGCGUUCUUUACUACCACCUUUCCGACGAAGAAGAUGUCAACAAGCUCGCGUCUGAGAGAAGCUACAAGAAUCGCGAUGUUAUUACCGUGUCGCCAGAGAAGAUGGGUGAUAUCUACGAGGAGAAAGUGAAGUCAUUUUUCCACGAACAUUUGCAUGAGGACGAGGAAAUCAGGUAUAUUCGGGACGGUGCUGGGUUCUUUGAUGUAAGGAGCGAGGGUGAUGAGUGGGUUAGGAUCUUCUUGGAGAAGGACGACUUAAUUAUUCUUCCUGCUGGGAUUUAUCAUCGCUUUACUACGGACAACAAUAAUUACAUUCAAGCCAUGCGACUUUUCAAGGAGGAGCCAAAAUGGACACCACUAAACCGUGGUCCAGAGGUCGAUGUCAACCCGUUCCGCAAAGAAUAUUUGAGCACCCGAAGUCCAGUUGCGAGCCAAUGA
This is a messenger RNA of Glarea lozoyensis ATCC 20868, 531 nucleotides long. Its product is annotated as RmlC-like cupin. NCBI's taxonomy places the organism in Eukaryota, Fungi, Ascomycota, Leotiomycetes, Helotiales, Helotiaceae. The coding region runs from base 1 to 531 and encodes 176 amino acids. The transcript has 4 exons. The record is from RefSeq and is a predicted model, not a curated record. Gene Ontology annotation, molecular function: acireductone dioxygenase [iron(II)-requiring] activity.